AUGCAGAUGGGAUCGACACCAGGCUUACAGGAUCGACAGACCUUUGUGCAGCCGACCCCAGGACCACAAAUUCAGUAUCGUCGCUCGCCUCUUAACCCGAAUCGCCCACAGGAACAGCCACCACAGGUUUCAGUGAAACGGAAAGCAAUAUAUAUUCCAGACCAAGAAGGCCGCUCGACUAAACGGAAGUCUGCAUCCUCCAGUAACCUAGACAUAUUACAAGAAGGAGAUGAAGAAGGAGGGAGGAGAGGAGCAGCAGCAGCAGCAGCAGCAGUAGGAGGUGGGAGAGAAGGAGGUGGGAGAGAAGGAGGUGGGAGAGAAGGAGGUGGGAGAGAAGGAGGUGGGGGAGAAGGAGGUGAGGGAGAAGGAGGUGGAAGAGGAGGAGGGGGUAGAGGGGAGGGGGGAGGGGGGAGGGGGGGGGGAGAGGGAGGCGGAGGAGGUAGAGCAACUAAGAGUGCUAUCAAUCAACGACAGCAGCAGCAGCAGCAGGCGCCCUCCAUCUCAAAGGAAACUCCUCCCCUGGUGGUGAAUAUCCCCUGGCCUAAAUCACCCUCGCCAUCACAAUCUCCUCCUCCCCCACUUCCAACCUGCAGACAGAAUUUCUCAUAUCUUCCGGGAUAUAAACACCCCGAGCCAGGGCCACGCUCAAAAAUUGAAAUUUUUCAGGAUGAGAUACUGGAGCGCAUGACUAAAUGGAACACUAAUCCUGGUGGGCUGCAGACGCUAGAUAUGGAGCGUGCUAGGCUACUAUCCCAGAAUACGCUGGAACAUGAGGUUACUGUGUAUAAUCGGGAUAUUAGUGAGUUACAGUCCAGGUCGAGAGCUAAUCUUCAUGCUAUGACUAUGCAGCGCGAGGAAGAUAAAGGGCCCUGGGCGGUUUAUGAUUACCACAUGAGCGUGGUGAGAAUGGAAGCCGGGAAUAUGGAGUGCUUAGAAGCAACAAUAUAG
This is a messenger RNA of Morchella importuna, 948 nucleotides long. RefSeq lists its product as uncharacterized. Gene Ontology annotation, biological process: snoRNA guided rRNA pseudouridine synthesis. The transcript has a single exon. Gene Ontology annotation, molecular function: box H/ACA snoRNA binding. Gene Ontology annotation, cellular component: box H/ACA snoRNP complex. Bases 1 to 948 code for a protein of 315 amino acids. Lineage: Eukaryota; Fungi; Ascomycota; Pezizomycetes; Pezizales; Morchellaceae. The record is from RefSeq and is a predicted model, not a curated record.